Molecule: messenger RNA, 2274 nt
Organism: Pseudo-nitzschia multistriata
Lineage: Eukaryota; Bacillariophyta; Bacillariophyceae; Bacillariales; Bacillariaceae
Source: the annotation of a GenBank genome assembly
CGAGAGCAAGACGAUUACUUGUAUUUGCCAUUCGCACAACAACCACAACCCAACAUUAAAAAGAACGACAGCAAGUCUCAACAAAUACUACCCAUCGGAACAGACGAGUCAAGGAACGAAAAAAGAACGAAGGGAGGACAACAAGCAACCCAGAAAGCGUCCCACCCACCCUCCGGCAAAUCCAAUUGCCUCCAACCCAAUCCAUUCCAUUCCAUUCCAACCCCGCACGAACAGGCAUAGCAUGGCUCCGCCCAAAAAGAAACGCCGGGUCGUCCACCUCGAGGCCGAGAACGGAGCGCCGGAAAGCACCGCGGGGGCCGGCGGCGGCGGGUCCGCGGAAGCGGUUGCCCCCGGAACAAAGGCGCAACCCCCCGGCCCCACCACCGCCGGCUGCCUCUCCCGCAAGGACGAGCUGGCGGAGGAGCUCGUCGAGGCCCUGGACUCGCUCGAGUCCUCCCCGGGCGGGUCGCCCGAGGCGGCACGGGCCCACGCCCGGGCCUCCCUGGCCCUCCUCGGCCUCCGGGCCCUCCAGCGGGGCCUCCUGGAGAGGGUGGGGGCGACCCGGGACCUCCUUUCGAAACAGGCGUCCGCCCGCGACCAGCAGGCCCUCGUCCUGGAAAACCUCUCGUACCAGCGGGCCCUCCACGGGCGGUCGAGGCUGCGGUCCGAGGCCGCUUCGGAGAGGGCGGCGGCCGGCAUCAAGGGGCUCUGCGGCGGCGGCAACGAGGCGUCGGUCCUGGAAACCUUCCUGGGGGCGGACUGGAAGGAUCCCUCCGAGAGGCCGGCCAUCGUCUCCCGGCUCAACCACGAGGUGGCCGUCCGCAGGGACCUGGAGGCCAAGCGGGAAGCGCUGCGGGCCGACCGCCGGUCGAAGCAGGAGAUGCUGGCGGCCCGCCAAAAGGUCCUGAGGGACCUGCCCACCCGGCUGGCGGAGAUGGAAAAGGCCAGCCUCCCGCUGCAAAAGUUUUUCCAAAAGGCGGGGGCCGGGGGCGGCCUGCCCCUGGAGGCGAGCCCCCGGAUCGGAACGACACGGCGCCGGAACCGGCUGGACCUGGCCGGGACCCUGCCCCCGGCGCUGUACACAUUGUUCCACCAGCUGCAGUCGUCCCUGGACGUGCUGGAACUGGCGGCCAGGAAAGAAACACCCGGCGGCAACGAGAGCGGCGGCUCCAUCGGCCUCUCGGCCCUGCCGACCCUCGAGGUCCGGGCCGGGCCGGGCUCCAAGACCCAGGACGCCACGGUCCUCCUGAGGAUGCCCAUCCCCACCGUCUCCGACGGCGGGGGGCUGACCUACCACAAGUUCAAGAAAGUCGUGCCGAUUUCCUUUCGGUACGAGGCCUCCUCGGACCUGGUGCUGGCGUGCUGCGGGAACGACUACGGCAUGGGGCAGGUGGUCCUCGGCGAGCUCUUUCCGGGGGACAGGGGCGAGUACCUGGCGGCGAGUGCGAGUGCGAGUGCGAGUGCCGGCGCAACCCCCGCGGCCCUUCCCGGGAGAGCCUACCAGUGGUGCAACGCCCUGGCGGGCCUGCACGUCUCCCCGGCCAGCGCGACCGCCGCGAGGCAGCGGGCCUCGGCGGGGGUCGUCCUCUCGGCCCUGGUGCGCCGGGUCCGGGCGGUGUCCACCCUCUCCCAUAUCCUCGUGCGCCUUCCGGCGGUUCAGGGUGGGGGCCUCCCCUCGCACGACCGCCUGAAAGACCGGCACCCGGAAGCGUUGUGGGCGGAUGCGGCGGGCCUGGUGGGCUGGAAGGCGGUGGUUCCGGCCGGAGGCGGAAGGAGCGGCCACGUCCGCGUGUACGAGGCCGUCCUGCGGAAGGACGGGGGCCGCUGUCUGGAGGCCAGGGUGUCCGUCGACCACGCCCGGUACCCCUCGGUCGCCCCCCGCUGGAGGCUCUCGCCGCCGCCGCCGUCGUCCUCUUCCGAACAAGGCCCCCGCCAGGGGCUGCCGCUGUACGACGAGGGCCUGGCCAAGCUGGAGAAGGACGUCAACGGGGGCGUCCUCGACCGGCUGGUCGAUCCGUCGGACCAAACCACCUACGACUGGGUCCUGGCGCAGCAGCUGAUCGAGAUUGCCGUGGUGUGGGGAAGAAGGGAGGCCGCCGGCGGAGAAAGCUCGUAGCCCGGAGCCACGUCCAGAAUCGGUUCCGGUUCCGGAUCCAGAAUCGGUUCCAGAAACCACACACAAAGAGGACACGACAGGACACGGCUUGGCUUGGCUUKGCCUGGCCAGCACCGGGAGAACAGCUCCCGAUGUCAUAAUCAAGGAUCAUACCAUCA